AUGGGCAAUGGCUGCUCUGAGCCAACAGACUGCUGCUGGGCUCCGUUCUAUGCCCUGCUGGCUAGUGGCCGAGGCGACUUGGUCCUCUACGGCUUCCCCCAAAGACCUCGCGGACCCGAUGCCACGAAGGCGAAUGGGAGCUAUGUCCUGUGCGGAGAACACCAUGGUCGCCCGGUGUUUCAGCAUGUAAGCGGCACAGGCCCUUUCAUUUACUUCUGGGACGAGCGGGACGGCGAGAACUGGCGUGGCUGGUGGCUAGGGCCUGCUGUCGGUGCUGCGGAGGUUUGGGCAUACAACGCAGCAGUGGAGGAAGGUCCUCUCCCACCGACACAGUCCUGGCGUAGCCCAUGGCAUGGUCCGAUCCAUCCGAUGCUCAAGCUGUGCAUCUGGCCCCGCACCAAGUUGAAGGCGCGGAUGCAGGCGACCCCUUCUGUCGAGCCUGCAGUGCCAGAGGCACAGCGAGCCGUGCCAGCCUGGCUUGAGAACCCGGGUGAGGCGGAGGUGGCCUUGAGCGAAGACUCCGCCCAGCUCGGCAGCUGCGGGAUCUGCCUCGAGCCACUCUGGAACGCGGAGCCCAGUGUCUUUCUGGUGAACUUGAAGCGUCUCUGCCGCCACUAUUUCUGCCGUGCCUGUGCAAAGCGGAUGUUGGUGGAACAGACGACACUUGGCCUCCGGCCCUUGCAGGAGGACAUGCAGAUAGGGAUGCUCGAUGGCCUUUCUUCCGUGUUGGAUGGGGCAGGAAGGCGCUUAGGAGACUUGGUUUGGUCCGAAACAGGCCAGCGACUGUGCGAUGGAGAAUUCUUCCUCGUUCUCACGCAGUUGCAGCGAUUGAGACACUUGGAGGCCGGCAUGGAGUUUCGCUUCAAGGAAGGCGAGGCGUUGGUCAUCCGGCGAGGUGUCCUGCUGGGCUGCCUUCUGAAGGGAGCCUGGCGCACACUCAAGCGGAUGACGCACGAGGAGUUUCUCCAGGAAGGACUCGAGGAUGUGACGGUCAGCAGCCGCAACAUCAAAGAUUUGCGAUCAAAGUUCAUCGUGUACAGCGGAGGAGAGUUCAGCUGCUGGACGUGUGGCCGAUGCUCGCUGGAGAACACCUCCAGCGAUUUCAAGUGCAAACUUUGUGGAGGCCCACCGCAGCGGCCGGAGGAGAUGCCUGAACAGAACCUGCCAUUGGACAGAUUUGGAGCUGCAGCGCUGAGGAGUCGAUUUGCUCUGCGACCUCAGCUCCAUUGGGCCGUACCUUUACAAUGUCCGCUGUGCCGGAAUGGAGGUACGGCUUCCGUCACCCCGAUGCCGAGCCUGCGCGAGGCUCCCUUCGAUUGGUUCAGCCUCGUGGAUGUUGCCGGGGCUGGGAAGCUAAGCCUGUUCGAGCUGUCAGCCGGCCUGGCCACUGUGUUGCCACUCAGCUCAGAGCGCCUGGAAUCCGAGCUAAAAGAUCAAUUUCCCGCUCUUCGCUGGCCCAUCAAUUACGAGCAGUUCGCUCAGCAGGACACUGCCAUAGAAAAGACACCGAGCAUCAAGAAGAUGUGGCCUCACUUCAGUUGGAGUGUCACGGCUUCCUGA
This is a messenger RNA of Symbiodinium sp. CCMP2592, 1560 nucleotides long. NCBI's taxonomy places the organism in Eukaryota, Dinophyceae, Suessiales, Symbiodiniaceae. The record is from the annotation of a GenBank genome assembly.